GCACAGCCACGUCACCCCCAGGACCAGGAGCCGCCUCCGGGCGGCCGCAGCGCGGCUCAACUCCCCCUCCUCCUCCUCUUCCUCCUCCUCUUCCUCCUCCUCUUCCUCCCUCUUCAACGGGACCUUGCUGAUGCCCCGGAGACCCCUCAGGAUCAGAUCCCCCCAGGGGGUCCCCAGGGACCCUGCCACCCCCCCAGGACCCUGUGUCACCCCGUGGGACAAGGAUGUGUCCAGGGAGGACGGAGAGGGGACAGACUCUUUGGAAGGCACCAAGAUCCUCCCUGGAGCCUCCAGUUCACCCCCGGGGGGGGUCAGCAGCUCCCCUGGCUCCAGCCCCACCAUCCUGCUGUGCCCUGGGGACCCCAGGCCCUCCCAGGAUGCCCCAUCAGGCCCUUGGGGCUCUCCCCACAUCAGGGUGCCGAAGGGUGGCUCUGGGUGGCAGCGCCACUCACCCUUGGGGACACCCCAGUUCCAGUGGCCCCACGGGAGCGCCAGGCAGCUUCUGGCCCCUCAACCGCCUGGCACUGCCAGGGGUGACCUGGGCACCCCCUCUGUGCCGCUGUCACCCCCUGGCUGUGGCCCCCGCUGCUCCAGGGGGUGUCGAGAGGAUGAGGGGCAGGGACAGUCACCCCACGAGUGUCACAGUCCUGGCACAGGGGCCACCCCCAGCCCCGAGGAUGCCACAGGCAGGGAUGGCCGAGUGUCCCCAGGGUCCCUCUCGGACCAAAGUCUGCGGCGGCGGCUGCGGGAACUGGGGGAGGAGCCGGGACCCGUCACCGACCUCACCCAGGGGCUCUACCGGCGGCGGCUGCAGGAGCUGGGCACGGGACACAGGGGGCAGCCGGAGGGGCACAGCCCGGAGCUGGUGGCUGCGCUGAGGACCGGCCACAUCCCCGACUGUGCCCAGGACGAGCUGGCACUGGCGCGGCAGUUCGAGUAUCCUGACCGCAGCCGGCGCUGGCGGGAGGGGCUGCUCAAGUCCAGCUUCAACUACCUCCUCCUCGACCCCAGGGUCACCCAGGACCUGCCCCUGCGCUGCCCCCGCCUGAGCCCGGCCCAGCGUUUCCAGACCUUCGUCAGCGCUGUGUUCUACGUGGGCAAGGGCACCCGGGCCAGGCCCUACUGCCACCUGGCCGAGGCCCUGGGCCAGCACCGGGCGGGGACACGGCGGGGUUGCCCCAAGGUGCGGCGCAUCCUGGAGAUCUGGGAGAGCGGGCACGGCGUGGUCUCCGUGCUCUGCUUCCAGAACAGGGUCCCGGCAGAGGCCUACACGAGGGAGGGCUGCAUGGUGGAGGCGCUGGGCCUGCAGACCCUCACCAACCAGCGGAAAGGGCACUGCUACGGGGUGGCCGCGGGCUGGGCGCCCGAGCGGCGCCGGCGCCUGGGGGUGCACAUGUUGUACCGGGCCAUGAGCAUCUUCCUGGCCGAGGGCGAGCGGCAGCUCCGGCCCGGGGACAUCCCUGGGGGGUGCUGAGCACCCCGGGGCGCUCAGCUCGGGGAGGUGACCGUCCUU
Molecule: messenger RNA, 1513 nt
Organism: Myiozetetes cayanensis
Lineage: Eukaryota; Metazoa; Chordata; Aves; Passeriformes; Tyrannidae
Gene: ANKLE1
Product: ankyrin repeat and LEM domain containing 1
Molecular function (GO): endonuclease activity
Source: RefSeq, a predicted model, not a curated record